This is a messenger RNA of Phyllostomus discolor (pale spear-nosed bat), 1035 nucleotides long. RefSeq names its product collectin subfamily member 11 (gene COLEC11). Lineage: Eukaryota; Metazoa; Chordata; Mammalia; Chiroptera; Phyllostomidae. The transcript is spliced from 7 exons. Bases 194 to 997 code for a protein of 267 amino acids. The record is from RefSeq and is a predicted model, not a curated record.
GCUCAAACAGGAAGCUGUUUGCAGAUAACACCGGGGCGCCCGGCCUGAUUUGCUGGGCGGUGGGACGGCCCCGGGCUCACUGGCCUCUGUGCGGGGCUCCCGGGCCCAGUGUCCUCGCGGCCCCUGACGGUCAGGACACCCCUUCGCCUCCUGUGUGCCUCACCCAGGGGUCAGUGCCCUGCCCCCGCUCACCAUGAAGAGGGCUCUGGCCCUGAUCAGCCUGGCCUUCCUGUCGCUGGCCCCGCCGGCGGACCCGCAGCAGACGGUGGACGACGCCUGCUCCGUGCAGAUCCUGGUCCCAGGCCUCAAAGGGGACGCCGGCGAGAAGGGGGACAAAGGCGCGCCCGGCCGGCCUGGCAGAGUGGGCCCCACGGGAGAGAAAGGAGACUCGGGUGACAAAGGACAGAAAGGCACUGUGGGUCGCCACGGAAAGAUUGGUCCCAUCGGUUCUAAAGGUGAAAAAGGGGAUUCUGGCGAUGCAGGGCCCCCGGGCCCCAACGGAGACCCAGGCCUCCCGUGUGAGUGCAGCCAGCUGCGGAAGGCCAUCGGGGAGAUGGACAACCAGGUCACCCAGCUGACGACCGAGCUGAAAUUCAUCAAGAGCGCUGUCGCCGGCGUGCGCGAGACCGAGAGCAAGAUCUACCUGCUGGUCAAGGAGGAGAGGACGUACGUGGACGCGCAGCGGUCCUGCCAGGGCCGAGGCGGCACGCUGGCCAUGCCCAAGGACGAGGCCGCCAACGGCCUCAUGGCCGCCUACGUCGCGCAGGCGGGCCUGUCCCGCGUCUUCGUCGGCGUCAACGACCUGGACCGCGAGGGCAGCUUCGUGUACGCCGACCGCUCCCCCGUGCAGACCUUCCGCAAGUGGCGCGGCGGCGAGCCCAACAACGCCUACGACGAGGAGGACUGCGUGGAGCUGGUGGCCGAGGGGGGUUGGAACGACGUGGCCUGCCACACCGCCCUGCCCUUCCUGUGCGAGUUCGACAAGGAGCACGUGUGAGCGCGGGGGCGCCCUGCGCGGAGGGCCCCCGUGGCGCG